Molecule: messenger RNA, 736 nt
Organism: Linum tenue
Lineage: Eukaryota; Viridiplantae; Streptophyta; Magnoliopsida; Malpighiales; Linaceae
Source: the annotation of a GenBank genome assembly
AAACGGAACAAAGGACUUCUCCUUGCUACUUUAGCAAGCAGAACGGCGGAGGGGGGAAUUCAAACCACCCAAUUUCCGGCAGCAAGCUCUUAUCCAGCCACCGACUCCGGCGCAACCACCGGCAGCGAAGGAAGGAAGGAAGCGGAGAAAAUGCCGACCUUGAAUCUCUACACGAAUAUUCCUGUCGACGCUGUCACAACGUCGGAUAUUCUGAAAGACGCCACCAAAGCCGUUUCCAAAAUCAUUGGCAAGCCUGAAUCAUAUGUGAUGAUUUUGGUGAAUAGCGGCGUACCCAUUGCAUUCGCUGGCACAGAGGAGCCUGCUGCAUAUGGAGAGUUGAUUUCCAUUGGAGGUUUGGGGCCAAGCGUAAAUGGGAAACUCAGUGCCACCAUUGCUGAGAUUCUUGAAACCAAGCUCUCCAUAGAUAGCUCCCGCUUUUACAUAAAGUUUUAUGAUGUUCAGCGUCCCUUCUUUGGAUUCAAUGGCUCAACUUUCUGACGCCCUUUUCAGAUCAGAAUGCAUUAAGGUCCAGGGUAACCAUGAAUGAACAAAUGAAUGCUCUGUGUAAAUGCCUGUUCAAUUUCGUAGAGAAUGGGAGCUAUUGUUGUUACGGUUGAUGUUUCUUGUUUGACUCAAAGACCCGCGCCUUCUCUCUCUCAUGUAUAUUUGGUAUGAUUAUAACAUGAAAGCCAAUACUGUUCCUGCAAAAUUUCUGUGCUGCUUUAGCUUUACUGAU